AUGAUGUCGGACCAGACUAACUUUUACUCAGACAACGCUGCCACUCACCACGACUCGUCUGAGCUUCCCGCCAUGACGAUGUCCGAGUUCAAGCAGAAGGGCGGAGUCCUCGGCGGCCGUGGCGAGCGCUACGACGGUUUUGAGGGCGAGCCUAAGCACAUUGGCGGAACCCUCAAGCACAUGAUGGAGGGUAAGACCAGCAAGCGUGAUUCCGCCCACCACGACCAGCAGGUCCGCGACGGUGCUAUGCACGGAGACUUCGACCCCCUUGACGGCGGCAAGCACAACACCUCUGCCGGCCGUCUCGGCCAGACCGCAGAGGAUGCCAACCGCCACGCCACCAUGGCUGAGCGCGAGCACGAGCACGCUACCGGCGGCAGGACCGCUGGUCUAGGUGCUGGUGCUGGUGCCGCUGGCCUCGCAGGCAACAACCACUCCCACGGAAACGUCCGUGGUGUCGAAGAGGGUGGCCUCCGGGGUGAGAAGGGAGCCCUUGGUUCUGACAGGCACGGUAUGGAGUCUGGAGCCGGUAUGGAGAAGAAGCCUUCUCUAAUGGACAAGCUUAACCCCAAGAAGGAUUCUGACGGUGAUGGCAAGAAGGGCUUCAUGAAAUGA
This is a messenger RNA of Didymosphaeria variabile, 615 nucleotides long. RefSeq lists its product as uncharacterized. NCBI's taxonomy places the organism in Eukaryota, Fungi, Ascomycota, Dothideomycetes, Pleosporales, Didymosphaeriaceae. The record is from RefSeq and is a predicted model, not a curated record. The transcript has a single exon. Bases 1 to 615 code for a protein of 204 amino acids.